AUGUGCACCUUCCUGGACGCAGCCGUCAUUCCGACACCGGUCGCCUCGGCGCCGAGCUGGUGGCGGAGCUCCGCCCCGGCGCCCGUCUCGCCCUCGGGGGCUGGCCGCGGUCUCGCCCAGCGGAGCUCCGCGGCCGGCGCCGGUGCCGAGGCGGGCGCCGCGGUCGAGGACGGCGGGGCGGCCGUGUCCACCGCGCUGUCGAUCGGCGUGGCGCUGUGCGGGCAGGCCGACGCGCAGAGCAUCGCCGACUCCGCGGCGGCCGAGGGCGGCACGGCCACCAGCAACGUCCGCGCUGUUGCCCUCGACACGGCGCUCGACAAGUGCGUGCGGCCCUGCAGCGGCGUCGCCGCGCAGUGCUGCGAGACGACCCCCGCGCAGUGCGGCCGCCUCGACGUGCCGCAGCUGUCGUGGACGCGCGUCACCUCCCUCCAGGGCGCCACGCCGAACGUCGCCAUGUACAAGAACGGCGCGAUGGAGUCCGGCCCGGCGGCCUACUGCAAGUGCGGCGGGGGCGGCUUCAUCGAGCCGAGCGUUUCGGUCGCCCAGGCCACGAGCGUCGCGUUCUCGCUGUGCGACGACGCGACGGCCACGUCCAUCAGCGACGCGGUCGCGGAGGACGGCGGGCGCGCCACGAGCCGCACGCAGGCCAUGGCUCUCGACCUCAGCCUGGACAAGUGCGUCAGCGACUGCCCCAGCUGCUGGGAGAGGGAGACCGAGAUCGACGGAGUGCCCACGGGCGGCCGCGUCGUGUACAUCAAGUCGAUCUUCGCGGGGAGCCCGGCCGCGGGCAUCGCGGGAGGGCGGUGCGUGUGUCCGUAG
Pedinophyceae sp. YPF-701 is the source of this 819-nucleotide messenger RNA. Lineage: Eukaryota; Viridiplantae; Chlorophyta; Pedinophyceae. The record is from the annotation of a GenBank genome assembly.